AUGGGGGCCCCCUACAGGCAGCUGCUAUUCUGUCUCCUCGCUGCAGCAGCAGCAGCAGCAGCAGCAGCAGCAACUGUAGCAACAGCAGCAAGAGCUGCAGCAGCAGCAACUGCAGCUACUGUAGCAGCAAUAAUAACAACUGCAGCAGCAGCAGCGGCAGCAGCAGCAACAGCAGCAACUGCAGCGGCAUCAGCAGCAGCAACUGCAGCAGCAGCAGCAGCAGCAGCAGCAGCAGCAGCAAUGUCUUGUUUCCUCCUCUUAUAG
This is a messenger RNA of Eimeria mitis, 264 nucleotides long. RefSeq lists its product as uncharacterized. The transcript has a single exon. The coding region runs from base 1 to 264 and encodes 87 amino acids. Gene Ontology annotation, molecular function: ice binding. NCBI's taxonomy places the organism in Eukaryota, Apicomplexa, Conoidasida, Eucoccidiorida, Eimeriidae. The record is from RefSeq and is a predicted model, not a curated record.